AGGCUCCCAUGGAUCUUCCUUUCACAAACACGGAAGCAGCAUGGCGUCCAACAGCUGUGGCGGCGGUUCCGACAGGCAAAUGGCUGCACAGCACAGACUUAGUGUAAUUGCCGGGCAUCUACAGAGACCAAGUGGCAGUAACACCGCCGUCUUAGCCGUGGACUGCAAAGGCCAGGGGAGCAAGCCAUUUGUCUCCAGCGAGAAGAGGACGGUACCCAGGAGGAGGCAAGAGAUAAUGAAGUGGAAUGGCUGGGGUUACAGUGACUCAAAAUUUGUCUACAAUAAGAAAGGUCAAGCUGAAUUUACUGGCAAAAGGUACAAACUUAGUGGUAUGAUUAUCCCCGGUCUUAAAGAUUGGAUGGAAAACACAUUUGGGGCCACUCUGCAGCACAAAGCUGCUGCAACACCUGCACUGAACAGCAGUGCAGUACCACCUCCCACUUUAAAUGAGGCCUUUGUGGAGGAACUCAAAUCCACAGGUGUUCCCUUUUCUGCCGACGCAGAGGACAGAGUGUUUCGUGCUCAUGGUCACUGUUUGCAUGAGAUCUUUGCUUUGAGAGAGGGGAAAAUCGGCCGUGUUCCAGACAUGGUGGUAUGGCCAAACUGUCACAGUGAUGUUGUGAAAAUUGUGGAGCUGGCGUGCAAACACAAUGUUUGCUUAAUACCAUAUGGAGGAGGGACCAGUGUGUCUAGUGCUCUUGAGUGCCCCCCAGAGGAGACUCGUUCCAUUAUCUCCUUGGAUACCUCCCAGAUGAACCGCAUUCUCUGGAUUGACGAGAAAAACCUGACUGCCCACAUAGAGGCUGGAAUCAUCGGUCAAGAUCUGGAGAACUUGCUUAAUGAGAGCGGCUACUGUACAGGACAUGAGCCAGACUCCAUGGAGUUCAGCUCCCUGGGUGGCUGGGUAGCAACAAGGGCAUCAGGGAUGAAGAAGAACAUCUAUGGCAACAUCGAGGACCUGGUAAUCCGCAUUAAGAUGGUGACUCCACAAGGUGUGAUUGAAAAGAGCUGUCAGGGGCCGCGCAUGUCCACGGGGCCAGACAUCCACCAUUUCAUCAUGGGCUCAGAAGGAACCCUGGGUGUGAUUACUGAAGUAACUAUGAAGAUUCGUCCUGUGCCAGAGUAUCAGAAAUACGGGUCGGUGGUGUUUCCUAACUUUGAGCAGGGAGUUGCGUGUCUUCGAGAGGUUGCCAGACAGAGAUGUGCCCCGGCGUCGAUAAGGCUCAUGGAUAAUGAACAGUUUAAGUUUGGUCAUGCCCUGAAACCUCAGGUUUCCUCCAUUUUCACUUCCUUUCUAGAUGGAUUGAAAAAAUUUUACAUCACCAAGUUUAAAGGGUUUGACCCUAACCGCUUGUGUGUGGCCACCCUGCUGUUUGAAGGAAACCGUGAGAAGGUCCUGCAGCACGAGAAGCAGGUUUAUGACAUUGCUGCAAAGUUUGGGGGCCUGGCAGCUGGAGAGGACAAUGGGCAGAGGGGCUACAUGUUGACCUUCGUCAUUGCUUAUCUCCGGGACUUGGGAAUGGACUACUUUGUGAUCGGAGAGUCCUUUGAAACCUCGGUGCCUUGGGACAGGGUGUUAGAUAUUUGCAGGAAUGUGAAGGCACGCAUCAUUCAUGAGUGUAAAGACAAAGGAGUUCAGUUUCCACCUUUAUCCACUUGCAGGGUGACUCAGACGUACGACGCCGGAGCCUGUGUCUACUUUUACUUCGCCUUCAACUACAGGGGACUCAGCGAUCCGGUUCACGUGUAUGAACAAGUGGAGCAUGCAGCUAGAGAGGAGAUCCUUGCCAACGGGGGGAGCUUGUCACAUCACCACGGAGUGGGGAAACUUCGGAAGGAGUGGAUGAGAGAGACCGUCUCCAGCGUUGGCAUGGGGAUGCUCCAGUCCGUUAAGGACUACGUGGACCCAAAUAACAUCUUCGGCAGCAGAAACCUUCUCUAAGCGCUCUUGUUGCACCUCUUUUCUAAAAGCGUCGCGUGUGCAUCUAAAGCAACGGUUACUAAGUGUGAAUCUAAAAUGGACUUCAUCGUUGUUCCAUCCAAUAUCCUUUGGUGCCAUUAAAACAUUCACCUUAACUUUUUUUUGCGAGUAAUUUAUAUUGAAUUUAUUUUGCUGUUGCAAUCAGCUUCCUUACCCAUGAUGCACCAUGAUGCAUCCAAACCUACAUUUACUUUUUAACUGCCUCCCAUACAUUCUUGCCAACAUUGUAAAAAUAGUUUGUUUUCCUCUCCUUUCGUGCCCACCCCCACACCAUGUGAGUGUGUUUAUCUGGCACUUCUUUAGCGGAUAAAUUCCUCAUGAAUGCGCUUUCUGAAGCUCCGUGCCUUUCAAAAGCUUUCGUCUGCCUUUCCUUCCAGUGCGCACUCGUGUGCGGCGAGUACAAGAAAAACAGUCUUGAAAGUUUUCCUCCCGUUUUGUCUGUUCAUGCCUUCCUGCUGUACUGACCAGUUGCCAUAAGAGACUUGUUUCUGGAGUGUUUGUGCGUGCCUCCGUCCUCCAAACCCUUCCACCCGCUGCCUGAAGUUUGAUUGAGAAGAGAAGGUGCGUCAUUCCGUUUUUGUAUGCAGAGUGUCUACCUUCCACGGUUUGUAACAGAGACCCUGAAGUCAGGAGGGUUAUUUAAAAUGUUUUAGAAAAGAUGUGUGUUCAGUUUAAGGCCUCUGGAUUGCGGUGCUCACGAUGUACCAAAGACAAUUCAUCGGAUCAUGCAAACAUUCUGUAAAUGUUUCAUCCUGUAGUACUUGCACAGAAAUCUGUAAACCUGCCUUCCACACUGUUCCAUUUUUUUUCUAGCAUAUCUUCAAAACUCUCAAAUGUAAAUAUUCCUGACUGUUACAUGUGCUAAAUCUUUCUGGUUAGCUCCCAAUAUCACGUUCUACUUGUUCCUGAUGUUUUAUUGUUCAAUUGGAGUCCCCCCACCCACCCAAAAACAAGUCAAGAAAAUCCUCAGGGCCUCCAAGAAUCGAGUUGUUUAACGUUUGUAAAAUGUAAAGGUUUUUUGAAUGGGUUCUCAAAUGUGAUUCAUUUUGAUACAGGUGAUGAUAGUUUCUCCUUUACAUCCUCAUAUUUUCUUCACUUCCUUCCAGGACUGUUUUAUGUCCUUGAGGUCAAAAGUGUCCAUCCAAACAGAAGGUCUUUUUCUGCUGUCUUGACAAACAUGAGAGCUUUUGAAUGUUCAGAUUGAGCUUUUCUUUCCCCCCCAAAGUUUUCCACUUUUCUUAAUGACAUAGUAACAUCUAAAACAUUUUUGUCGAUGCUGUUUGUGCAAUAAAUCUAAUAAAAAUAUCACAGUU
Molecule: messenger RNA, 3294 nt
Organism: Oryzias latipes (Japanese medaka)
Lineage: Eukaryota; Metazoa; Chordata; Actinopteri; Beloniformes; Adrianichthyidae
Gene: agps
Product: alkylglycerone phosphate synthase
Biological process (GO): lipid biosynthetic process
Cellular component (GO): peroxisome
Molecular function (GO): alkylglycerone-phosphate synthase activity; FAD binding
Source: RefSeq, a predicted model, not a curated record